This is a messenger RNA of Ornithodoros turicata, 1038 nucleotides long. RefSeq names its product GTP cyclohydrolase 1-like. The record is from RefSeq and is a predicted model, not a curated record. Lineage: Eukaryota; Metazoa; Arthropoda; Arachnida; Ixodida; Argasidae. Gene Ontology annotation, cellular component: cytoplasm. The transcript is spliced from 6 exons. Gene Ontology annotation, biological process: tetrahydrofolate biosynthetic process; tetrahydrobiopterin biosynthetic process. Gene Ontology annotation, molecular function: GTP cyclohydrolase I activity; GTP binding; zinc ion binding. The coding region runs from base 134 to 808 and encodes 224 amino acids.
AGUCUCGCAGUCAGCAAUCGUCGUCCCAAGUUAAAAGAAAGGGAGAACCUGUUGCGCGUCACUUCCUUUCCGAAGCCGUUUAAUAAUCACGUCAUCAGCAACCUAGACGAAACAGGCGAGCGCAGUGGGGCAAAUGGGGAGGAUCGCUCCGUCGAUCGUUGAAGGGGGUCCACGAGGGCAAGCGGGGGACACCGAAGGAGCAACAGUUGCCAUGGAGGCUGCGAACGGCAAGCGGGAGGAGGCUGCGCUUGUGGGGCCCAUGGCGCGAGCCUAUCGGACCCUACUCGAAGGAGUCGGAGAGAAUCCGGAGAGGCAGGGACUCCGAAAGACCCCGGAAAGAGCAGCGAAAGCGCUUCUUUUCUUCACAUCUGGUUACGGACAAACGUUAAGUGAUGUGGUCAAAGAUGCCAUCUUCUUCGAGGACCACGACGAAAUGGUCAUCGUCAAGGACAUUGAAAUGUUUUCACUCUGCGAGCAUCACCUGGUGCCGUUUAUAGGCAAGGUUGCUAUCGGAUACCUUCCCCAAAAGAAGGUACUGGGACUAAGUAAACUAGCUAGAAUUGUAGAGGUCUACAGCAGGCGCCUCCAAGUUCAGGAGCGGCUUACUAAGCAGAUCGCUACUGCCAUCACAGAGGCCAUAGAUCCCACAGGAGUAGGCGUAGUCAUCCAGGCCACUCACAUGUGCAUGGUGAUGAGAGGUGUGCAGAAGGUGUCGAGCAAGACCAUAACCAGCACCAUGCUCGGUGUCUUCCGCGAGGACCCGAAGACAAGGGAGGAAUUUCUCAAGCUGGUACUCAAUGACGACUGACAUCAUCGCCGAGCCCCUGCAUAUAUACAGCUAUUACCCCAGCAAACAAGAUAUUCUAGCCUUUGAGUGCGCGUGGUAUAGGCAGCUGCCGAACAGGACAGAGCUUCAAACCAUACCGACGCAGAUCCGUUCUGCACUGACUCUGUAGCAGCUUUGUACUUAUACUACUCGUGAACCAUAUAGGGUCCGCAAUGUCGGCAAAUAAAAUUCUGAUUGUGGAUUACGGAAAA